Molecule: messenger RNA, 1029 nt
Organism: Penicillium digitatum Pd1
Lineage: Eukaryota; Fungi; Ascomycota; Eurotiomycetes; Eurotiales; Aspergillaceae
Product: metalloprotease m41 ftsh
Source: RefSeq, a predicted model, not a curated record
AUGUUUGAAUAUGUGUUGGACAGCUUUGUCGAAACAAUCAUCGAGACUAUGAGGGGUGAUGCAUUUCUGCGACAAGAAUUUUGUCUCCACGGGCGAGUGGCUUUCCAUGACCGCCCAGUGGAAUCCAUGGACACUUCUCUAGAAGAGAGCGAAGAGCAAUUGCAUGUUGACGAUGCUUUUGUUACCCAACAAGUUGCUGGUCGGAGGACAAGGGAGGCAACAGCCAGCAGAAAACUCGUCCUCUACGACGACGAAAUCGCCGCGCCGAUCAUUUCUGUGUUCACGUUGUUGAAGAUGGAUGCCAGGUGGCCGCAAUUGGUUGCCGGUUUACACGCGAUCGAACCGGCUCGUGAUAUUAUUGGCCAAAACGGCGACACCUUUGAAUUUCACGCUACCCAUCUUGUCACCGCCGUAGUCACUCAGAUCUUUUCAUACAUGAUCGAUAGCAGUGUUCGGUACGGGUACAUCUGUACUGGAGAGGCUUUCGUAUUUCUCCAUAUCCCAGAGGAUCCCACCACCGUUCAAUACCACCUCUGUGUGCCGAAUCAAGACGUUCAGGAGCACGAUGAAUAUCGCCUGCACCGGACAUCCGUGGGCCAGGUGCUUGCAUUUACACUCCAAGCGCUAGCUGCUGAACCCCCAUCACAAGAAUGGCAUGACGUAGCAAACGAAGAGCUCUCCAUCUGGAAGGUUGAGUACUUAGACGUGCUACGGGACAUUCCAGAGACAAUCCGCAAAGAGCCGCCAUCCUUCGUGUAUCGAUCGUCAUUCCAAAAGUCAUACAAUACGCGAAGUCGCUGCAAACCAGGCCAGUCAACGCCGCCAGAGGAACCGUCAAGUGGGGCCAGUGGUAGCGAAGAGGACUUGCCGUCGCCAUCAACCAUGGCAGCCGUGCGCAAACCAAGAGGCCGUGGCGGAAAUGAAAAACAAACUCCCGCCAGUCGACGGGGAAUAGGACAAGCAGAAACCAAGAAUGGUGGUUCCUCUAGCUCACAGAAGACGGGGUCAACGGGGAUCAUGAGGCCGUAA